Priceomyces carsonii is the source of this 432-nucleotide messenger RNA. RefSeq lists its product as uncharacterized. NCBI's taxonomy places the organism in Eukaryota, Fungi, Ascomycota, Pichiomycetes, Serinales, Debaryomycetaceae. Bases 1 to 432 code for a protein of 143 amino acids. The transcript has a single exon. Gene Ontology annotation, cellular component: mitochondrial membrane. Gene Ontology annotation, biological process: mitochondrial respiratory chain complex III assembly. The record is from RefSeq and is a predicted model, not a curated record.
AUGAGUGUUCAGAGACCCUUGUGGGUCAGUUGGGCUCGGGUAUUUCUUACAGGUGCUGGUAUUAUCGGAACAGGCGUCGUCCUUUAUAAAUAUACUGUCCCCACUGAUGACCAACUCAUUGCAUCGUUUUCUCCAGAGAUCAGAGCAGAGUACGAGAGAGACAGAGAGUUCAGGCAAAAAGAACAACAAGCGGUAAUGGACAAUGCAAGAGAAACCGCAGCUAGUGAUAAUCCUAUUUGGAUGGCAGGUAAGAUUAAGUCGCCGUUUGAUAAGGAUACCAGAGGCAUGGACCCUCAAUUGGUGGACUACGAAUUGUUUCGAAAACUGAAGAAUGAUGAUUUUAAACAAGAACAAAUAAAGCGUGCCCAAGAAGAUCUCGCAGAGACGGAGAAGUUAUCCUCCAAGAAGCGUAGUUGGUGGUCAUGGAAAUAG